Molecule: messenger RNA, 1351 nt
Organism: Cynocephalus volans (Philippine flying lemur)
Lineage: Eukaryota; Metazoa; Chordata; Mammalia; Dermoptera; Cynocephalidae
Gene: DNAJC25
Product: DnaJ heat shock protein family (Hsp40) member C25
Exons: 4
Coding region: 61-1140 (359 amino acids)
Biological process (GO): protein folding
Cellular component (GO): endoplasmic reticulum membrane
Source: RefSeq, a predicted model, not a curated record
GCCGAGCCGGGUGUGCGGCGGGAGAGCCGCUGUGGUGGCGGAGCCGAGAGCGAGGCCGGGAUGGCGGCGCUGGUCGCUCCGCGCCGGAGGUCCGGGGCCGCCGGCCGGCCGUGGUUGGUGCUGCUGUCGCCCCUGCUGCUGGUGCCGCUGCUGGCACGGCCCGCGGGGGCCCUGGUGGAGGGGCUCUACUGCGGCACGCGGGACUGCUACGAGGUGCUGGGCGUGAGCCGCUCGGCGGGCAAGGCGGAGAUCGCGCGGGCCUACCGCCAGCUGGCCCGGCGCUACCACCCCGACCGCUACCGGCCCGAGCACGACGACGAGGGCCCCGGGCGGACGCCGCAGAGCGCCGAGCAGGCUUUCCUGCUGGUGGCGACUGCCUACGAGACUCUCAAGGAUGAAGAAACACGAAAAGAUUAUGACUACAUGCUGGAUCAUCCAGAAGAGUACUACAGGCAUUAUUACCACUACUAUAGCAGGCGCUUAGCUCCUAAAGUGGAUGUGAGGGUAGUGAUUGUGGUCAGUGUGUGUGCUAUUUCAGUGUUUCAGUUUUUUAGCUGGUGGAAUAGCUAUGAUAAGGUAAUCAGCUACCUAGCCACUGUGCCCAAGUACCGCAUCCAAGCUACAGAGAUCGCCAAGCAGCAGGGACUGCUCAAAAAAGCCAAAGAAAAAGGCAGAAACAAAAAGUCCAAAGAGGAAAUUCGUGACGAGGAGGAGAACAUUAUAAAGAACAUUAUAAAAAGUAAAAUAGAUAUAAAAGGAGGCUAUCAGAAACCCCAAAUACGUGAUCUUCUCCUGUUUCAAAUUAUCUUAGCUCCUUUUCAUCUGUGCACAUAUAUAGUCUGGUAUUGCCGGUGGAUCUAUAAUUUUAACAUCAAAGGCAAAGAAUAUGGGGAGGAAGAGAGACUAUAUAUCAUACGUAAAUCUAUGAAGAUGUCGAAGUCUCAAUUUGAUAGUCUAGAAGAUCAUCAGAAAGAAACUUUUCUUAAACGAGAGCUCUGGAUAAAGGAGAAUUAUGAGGUCUACAAACAAGAACAAGAGGAAGAAUUAAAGAAGAAACUGGCAAAUGACCCCAGGUGGAAGAGAUACAGGAGAUGGAUGAAGAACGAAGGGCCUGGACGGUUAACAUUUGUGGAUGACUGAAGAUUGAUGGAUGCUACUAUGCCAAACCCUAAUUGUGAUAUUAUUUUCAUAAACUGAAUUAUUUUAGAAAGUAUCAACUGCUCCUCAGUAGCAACUAAAAUUCCUCAAGAAUUUUAAACAGAAUGUAGAAAUUUAAACUUUCCCUUAAAACUUUAUACAUAAGACAUUUAUGAUUGUUCAGUUUUUAUACUCUAUUUGUGGAUUUGUUAAA